Molecule: messenger RNA, 1528 nt
Organism: Pistacia vera
Lineage: Eukaryota; Viridiplantae; Streptophyta; Magnoliopsida; Sapindales; Anacardiaceae
Product: probable ADP-ribosylation factor GTPase-activating protein AGD11
Exons: 10
Coding region: 239-1459 (406 amino acids)
Molecular function (GO): GTPase activator activity; phospholipid binding
Source: RefSeq, a predicted model, not a curated record
CACUCCUUCGAAUUUUUGUUUAGUUUCCUUCCACAAAAAUUAUUCCCAAAACAUUUACAAACAUUCCCUUUGUUGACUCAACUAUUCCUUUGCAGCCGCUUGAUUCAUUGAAAUUUGUUUUUGUUUCUUGGAACUAUAUUUAUAUUGGCUGAUAUAAAGGAGGAGGUAACAAAAUGGCUGUUCUGAGAUUGUAGCAGUGAUUGAUUGAUGAUUUAGAUCUUAUAUUUGGAGGCUGGAGAUGUCAAUUCAGCACGAAAAUUCUAAUGUUGAGAUUGUUACAGGUUCUCGCCUGUGUGAUCUCUUAAGUUCAGGAACACAAAGAUGGAGAGGGCAAAAAGAUCAACCAAUAGAUUCCGGUGCACAAGGAAAGCUGGAGAAUCUUUUGAGUCAAUCCAGUAAUAAGUUUUGUGCAGAUUGUGGAUCUCCAGAUCCAAAAUGGGUAAAGUCCCUCACUUCUUUUGUUGCUUUUGCUUCAUUGUAUCAUUUCAUGCAAUUCAGAUCUUUGAGUAUUGGAGUAUUUAUUUGUAUCAAGUGUUCUGGCGUUCAUAGAAGCCUUGGAGUGCACAUAUCAAAGGUCAUAUCAGUAAACCUAGAUGAAUGGACAGAUGAACAAGUUGACGCUUUGGCAGAAAUCGGUGGCAAUGCUGUAGUGAACGAGAAAUAUGAGGCUUAUAUUCCUUAUAAUUUAAAAAAACCAAAGCCAGAUUCAUCAAUAGAGGAGCGGUCUGAUUUCAUCAGGAGAAAGUAUGAGAAGCUACAAUUUUCAAACUGUGAUGAUCACACACUACACUGCCCAUUCCCAUCUCCUCAUAGACGUUCAUCAUCCUCCCCAGCUAGUUCUUCGGCCUGUUGCACUUUGAAUGACAAGAAACAGUAUGAAAAACAACCAACCAGACAUCGUAUUGGAAAUGCAUUUCGUAACAGCUGGGGAAGGAAAGAGACUAACAGUAAGCCGACAAAGAAGAACAACUCAUUGGCAAGUAUGGUCGAGUUUGUUGGAUUAAUUAAGGUCAAUGUGGUUAAAGGCAUUAACCUGGUUAUUCGGGAUGUUGUAACUAGUGACCCGUAUGUCGUCCUAGUACUGGGUCAACAAACGGUGAGGACACGUGUCAUAAAGAACAAUCUGAAUCCUAUUUGGAAUGAAAGACUAAUGUUGUCGAUUCCAGAAAACAUUCCUCCUUUAAAAGUGUUUGUUUACGACAAGGAUAAAUUCUCAUUCGAUGACUUUAUGGGGGAGGCCGAAGUUGACAUUCAACCCUUACUGGCUGCUGCAAGAGCCUAUGAGAGUUCGACAAUGUAUGAGUCAGUAGAUUUCAAGAAGUGGGUAUCAUCCUUAGUGGAAGAAGGUGUCAUAAGUCUUGUAGAUGGGAAGUUGAAACAGGAAAUUAUUCUGAAUCUGCAGAAAGUUGAAAGAGGUGCAAUAGAAAUUGAGCUUGAGUGUGUUCCUCUUACUCAAUAACACAGAAACAUAUUUAUUGCAAUUAUAGAACUUGUACACAAAUUGUAUUCUAGUAAACUUUUUUUUUUU